Molossus molossus (Pallas's mastiff bat) is the source of this 3137-nucleotide messenger RNA. RefSeq names its product TNF receptor superfamily member 8 (gene TNFRSF8). Bases 233 to 2050 code for a protein of 605 amino acids. The transcript is spliced from 15 exons. Gene Ontology annotation, molecular function: protein binding; transmembrane signaling receptor activity. Lineage: Eukaryota; Metazoa; Chordata; Mammalia; Chiroptera; Molossidae. Gene Ontology annotation, biological process: signal transduction. The record is from RefSeq and is a predicted model, not a curated record.
CUGAGUCAUCAUCUCAACACGUGUCUGUCCCCUCGUUUUUUUCUUCAGCUGCAAGUGGCCCAUUCUUUGAACCAGUUCUGGGUUGGCCUCCGCACCGGUCUCUGGCAGGGAAGGGUUAAGGCUGCAUCUUGAAGGAGCAGCCGACUUGACUCCCCAGCGUGCGGUUGGGCAGUGAGGCUGGUGGGGCUGCCUAGUUGAGCGGGGCAGCGAGACCAGCCCUGCUCUGCCCGGGAUGUUCGCUCUCCACGCAGUGAUGGGACUGUUGCUCCUGGGGGUGCUCCGAGCCUUCCCGCAGGGUCGAGCCCCCACGGACCCCUGUGUGGGAGACCCCAGCCGCUACUAUGACGAGGCCGCCGGGAGGUGCUGUUACCGCUGCCCUGAGGGGCUGUCCCCGAAGCAGCUGUGUCCGCAGGGGCCAUCCGACUGCAGGAAGCAGUGUGAGCCGGACUACUACCUGAACGGGCAGAACCGCUGCACGGCCUGUGUGAGCUGCGGAGAUGAUCUUGUGGAGAAGAAGCCGUGUUCGUGGAACUCCCCCCGUGUCUGUGAAUGCCGGGCUGGCAUGUUCUGUCUCACGUCAGCCGCCCACUCCUGUGCCCGCUGCGCCCCCCACUCCGUCUGCUCCGCAGAGAUGAUUGUCAAGUUUCCGGGCACAGCGGAGAGGGACACCAUCUGUGAGUCACCUUCCCCAGGGGCCAGCCCUGACUGUGGCACCAGCCCGGAGGACUGCAAGGCACCUGCCAGUGGCACCUCUCCGCAGGCCAUGCCCAUCCCGACCUCAGCCAGCUCCCGUGCCAGGACCAUGCUUCUUGGAGAGGACACUCCCCGCGCCCCAGAAGAUGAUGCCAAAAUGAUGAGGGCUCCCAACUCUCUCUCCUCGGAGGGGAAGCCCAGUCUGGAUCCAGGGUUGUCCCCGCAGCACCUGUGCCCUCUGGGGUCCGCUGACUGCAGGAAGCAGUGUGAGCCGGACUACUACUUGGACAGGGAUGGCCGCUGCACGGCCUGUGUGAGCUGCUCAGGAGGUGACCUCGUGGAGAAGACACCUUGCACGUGGAAUUCCUCGCGGGUCUGCGAAUGUCGACCUGGAAUGUUCUGUGUCACAUCGGCCACCAACUCCUGCGCCCGCUGCACCGCCUGCCCCAUCAUCGACCCGGAGGUGGCCACCAAACUCCAGGGUAAAGCUGAGAAGGAUACCACCUAUGAGCCAUCUAACCCCGGGACCCAUCUAAACUGCAGCACCAACCCGGAGGACAGCGAGGUGCCUGCCAGUACCAGCCCCUCCUGGAUCUCCCCCGCAGACUCCCAGGCCAGUGAGGGGCGUGGAGGGGGUGCCACCCACGCCCGGUGGGACGCGUCCAUCUCAACAAGUGCCCCCGUCUCCUUCUCCUCCUCUGGAAGAACCAUCCUGGUUUCAGGGUCUGUGCUCUUCUGGGCGAUUGUGGUGCUGGUGGUGGUCAUGGGCACCAGCUCCUUCCUCCUGUACCACCGGAAGGCCUGCUGGAAGUGGAUUCGGCAGAAGCUGCACCUGUGCUACCCAGUCCAGACCUUCCAGCUCAUGCCCGAGCCUGUGGAUUCUAGGCCCCAGAGGACCCACACAGAGUGGAAGGGGAGUGUGCUGGUAGCCCAGCCCUGCACAGAAGUUCUGGGGUUAAUGAGCCCCCCAUCUGUGGAGACCAGCCCCAACAUGGGGGCAGCCUGCCUGGAGAGCCUGCCGCUGGUGGGUGCCAGUCCAGCUGGGAGCCCCUCGUCCCCCAGGGACCUCCCUGAGCCCCGGGUGACCACGGAGCAUACCAACAACAGGAUCGAGAAAAUCUAUAUCAUGAAGGCCGACACAGUGAUCGUGGGGACCGUGAAGACCGAGGUGCCCGAGGGCCGGGGCCUGGCGGGGCCGGCGGAGCCCGAGCUCGAGGAGGAUCUGGAAGUGGACCAUGCCCCCCACUACCCGGAGCAGGAGACAGAACCACCUCUGGGCAGCUGCAGGGAUGUCAUGUUCUCAGUGGAGGAGGAAGGGAAGGCGGACCCCUUGCCUACGACCGCCUCUGGGAAGUGAGGCCUGGCCCGGGCUGGGGCUGAGUGGGCAGCUGGGUGCUUCCUGGGACCCGAGGCAACACGAGUGGACCAAGCUGGUGGCAGAGGGCUGUCUGCUGAACUGAGUUUCCAGCAUCCAGAGGUCAAUGCAGGAGGGGUUCUACCUGCAUCCCCCCCAGCUGCCCCCCCACUCUGACCCUAGUGGGUGUGCAGUAGAGACAACCAAGAGGCUAGAUCUGAAGGGCGGUGUUUGCUGGGGCAGCAGACAGACAGCAGGGACCGCACAGUGCCUUCUGCUACUACCGAGAAGAUGCUCAGAGCCCAGGGCAUUGGACACACUGUGCCAGGGCUGGAGCCCACUUGAAGCAGAGGCCGUGAGCCCGUACCCCGUGCCUUCUACCCUUGCUCUGGGCCUCAGGAGAGAUACCCACUGGUCUUGUUACCAUGCCAACCCCCCUUCCAGUCACUGUAAGUGUGGCUCCCUGUGGCACUGAGCCAGCGCCUGUGGUUUCUCUUCCGUCAAAGGGAAGUAGAGGGACAGGGUGCUGUUGGCUGGCCCAUCUUGGCCGCCACCACUGCGCUCUGUGCCCUGCGCCUGGUGCGUGCUCAGCCUGGCCUCCAACCCUGCUUGGGCGGAGUGGGGCCCGCCUGGUGCUGCCUCUGUCCGUGCCCUGUAGCCCCCACGGGGGGCCCACAGCCUAGGAUCAACUCACUCAUCUCAGAAUGUUCCCACGAGUCCCCUCAGCAGGGGGUGUCUCGGGACCCAGAUGUCUGCAGACCCUCAGCAGCUUUGGUGCCCACCCUGGUCAAUGACCCUGUCCCCUAGCUGCCGCCUGGUCAAGGCCAACUCUGCUUUGCUCGGGGCCUCCUGCGCACAGGAGGAACUGGGGACCCUUCUGGGCCCUUGCCCAUUUGGUGGGCACUGCCCGCUCGGACCUGGGGAAUGAAGGUGCCCCUUCCCCAGCUCUGCCACACACACACACGGGUCCUGAUGGCACCCGGUCCCGCCCUCCUGCUGCAUUUGCUCCGCACUCCUGUUGGGACGUGGAUGUCGAAGGGCCGCAUCCUCCUCCUCUCGGACUCAGAGCUGCACAGGGCUCUGCGCUCAG